Molecule: messenger RNA, 1508 nt
Organism: Rhipicephalus sanguineus (brown dog tick)
Lineage: Eukaryota; Metazoa; Arthropoda; Arachnida; Ixodida; Ixodidae
Product: S-adenosylmethionine synthase
Exons: 9
Coding region: 110-1336 (408 amino acids)
Biological process (GO): S-adenosylmethionine biosynthetic process
Cellular component (GO): cytosol
Molecular function (GO): methionine adenosyltransferase activity; ATP binding
Source: RefSeq, a predicted model, not a curated record
GCAAGGCGGGACGCUGAGCUCCAAAUCAGUGUCGUCGCCGAUAGUGUGCGACAAAGCGCUCGGAGCAAGCUCGUGUGGACGACCCCCCUCGAUCAAGAAGACGUGCAGCAUGGGCACCCUACAAGGAUCCAACGGAGUCGGCGUCAACGGCGUCCGCCGCGUGGACGGACAACAGGAGAUGCCCGGCGAAGAGGAGACUUUCCUCUUCACCUCCGAGUCGGUCGGUGAGGGGCACCCCGACAAAAUGUGCGACCUCAUCAGUGACGCAGUACUGGAUGCAUACCUGGCCAAGGACCCAGACGCAAAGGUGGCAUGCGAGUCGGUUGCUAAAACAGGCAUGAUCCUCCUUGCCGGUGAGAUCAGCUCUAUUCACACGAUCGACUACCAGAGGGUCGUCCGGGAUACCAUCAAGCACAUCGGAUACGACGAUUCCUCCAAAGGUUUUGAUUACAAGACAUGCAACGUAGUCGUCACGAUCGAACAGCAGACGCAAGAAAUCGCCAAGGGCGUUCAUCACAACCGCGAAGAAGACGACCUUGGUGCAGGCGACCAGGGCUUGAUGUUCGGCUACGCUACUGACGAGACCCCCGAAUGUAUGCCGCUCACCGUCGUGUUGGCCCACAAGCUGAACGAACGGCUCGCCGAGCUUCGAAGGAACGGCACCUUCUGGUGGGCAAGACCCGAUUCCAAGUCUCAGGUGACAUGCGAAUAUGCGUUUCGGCACGGCGCCACGGUUCCCAGGCGUGUGCACACGAUCGUUGUCUCGACGCAACACUCGGACGGGGUUUCGCUGGAGGAGAUCCGGCAGCAGGUCAUGGAGCAAGUGAUCCGGGUCGUUGUGCCCGAGAAGUAUCUGGACGACGAGACCGUCUUCCACAUCAACCCUUGCGGCAGCUUUACAGAAGGCGGACCCAUGGGUGACGCAGGUCUGACGGGCCGCAAGAUCAUCGUGGACACGUACGGCGGAUGGGGAGCGCACGGGGGCGGUGCCUUCUCGGGCAAGGAUCCAACUAAAGUGGACCGCUCGGCCGCGUACGCUGCUCGCUGGGUGGCCAAAUCGCUCGUCGUGGCCGGCCUCUGCAAGCGCUGCCUCGUUCAGCUGUCGUAUGCCAUUGGCAUCGCCCAGCCAGUUUCCAUUUCAAUCUUCACCUACGGCACUGCGAUCAAGACGCCUAGGGAGUUACUCCACAUUGUGAAGGAGAAUUUCGACCUCAGACCCGGAAAAAUCAUCAAGGACCUCAAGCUAAAGGAGCCCAUCUACAGGAGAACCAGUGCAUACGGACAUUUUGGUCGGUCCGAGUUCACAUGGGAACAACCAAAAAAGCUGAUUGUCUGAGAUGGUGACAACACAAGCUACUUGUCCAUGGCUUUCGCUGCAGAAGACAGCUUGCAGUUUGAUGUGAUGUGGCUCUGGUUGUGCACAAGGCCACAGUUCUUAACUUUUAAUACAUGGCUCCCAUGGAGCUCACUUCAUGUAUUAAGUGAUUAUUGUUGGUACAUUACAGUAA